AUGAUGAUGUCUCGUGUGUUGUGUUUUCUCGCUUUGGUGUUGAGUGUUGUCUCUUUGUGUGGGACAGCUGAGGCGAGUUCUGAUUCUGUUCCAGUUGGUCCUUGUACUGAACCUUCUAAUGGUGAAACUUGCCCUCCUGCCCCUUCUGCUGGUGCCCCACCUCCACCUCCAGGUCCACCACCACCACCUGGUCCUCCUCCUCCUCCUGAUGGUGAGGGUACUUGUGCUUCAGGUACUACUUGUAAUACCGGCCAUAGUAAUUCUGAACCUUCUCGUACUAAUUGUGAGACGUCUACUGGGUCGGAAACUUGCAUUACUAAGGAAACUAAGAAGGAAGACAGUUGCAGUGGUGGAUCUAGUGAUGCACCUUGUCCACAAUCACUACAGGAACCGGGUCCAAGUAUAAAUAAUCCUCAAGGAGAUGGCCAGGUACCUGGUAAACCGGGUCCAAUUGGUGCUCCUGGUAAACCAGGGGAAGCUGCGGCUGGUGAGGCUGUAUCUGGUGGUGGUGAUUCUUUUUCUUCUGAACCUCCUUCAGCUCCUGGUCCUGCUCUUACUCCUACUCUUCAAACUCCUCAACCUCCUGAGGGGAGUGCUGUUGAGUCUUCAGUUGAUGGCCAAACUGGAAGCAAAGGCAAUAAUACACCACGUGAGGGUGAAAAUGGAGAUAACAAUGAAACUGCUGAAACACAACCUUCUGCUGACUCUCCUAACACUUCGCCCACAGUGAGUGGUAAUGGUUCUCAUAAUACAACUGCUGAGAAUGGCACUACAACUGAAGGAAGUGAAUCAACAAGUAAGCCAGAAGGUGUGGAAAAUACAGAUACCACCACCGCCACCACAACAACAACACUUCCUCCUGAACUCACAAACAACAAGAAGGGUGAUGCAGACAGCAGCAGUAGUAUCAACAGUUCUGUGUGGGUGCGUGUACCACUACUGAUUGUGGUUACACUGGCCUGUAUUCUUGUGUGCUGA
This is a messenger RNA of Trypanosoma theileri, 978 nucleotides long. RefSeq lists its product as uncharacterized. The coding region runs from base 1 to 978 and encodes 325 amino acids. The transcript has a single exon. The record is from RefSeq and is a predicted model, not a curated record. NCBI's taxonomy places the organism in Eukaryota, Euglenozoa, Kinetoplastea, Trypanosomatida, Trypanosomatidae.